AGCUUACAUAUUCGCCAUUUCCAAAAAACAAAGCAACAUUUACCACCCAUGGACACGCCCGACUUAUUUUCCGGCCGGUCUCCGUCUCCGAGGAAGGAGCUCCAAGGCCCCCGGCCCGCCCCCCUCAAAGUCCGCAAAGACUCCCACAAAAUCCGGAAACCACCGGCCGUCCAGCCCCACGCGCCACCGCAGCCGGUGAUAAUCUACACCGUCUCCCCCAAAAUCAUCCAUGCAAACCCUAGCGACUUCAUGUCGCUAGUUCAACGCUUGACCGGCCCCAACGCCACGUCCCCGGCCGCCCGUUUUGCCUCCAUCGAGCGGACCAAGUCGCCCGACGUCAGAAAAAAGGUCGAGAUAGAUUCGAUCAUUAGAAAAAACGGGAUUUUAUCGCCAAAUCCAAAUGCUCUUCCUCAAAUCCAUCCGAUUUUCUUCAAUUUCUCGACGGAUAAUGCUUAUUUGACCUACAAUCGCAAGAGGAACUGCAGGGAAGGUAACCGUAGGGAUUGAAUGGAUUCUGGUUUCGGACUUUGCUACGUUACUCCUUAAUUCAAUGACCAUGAAUCAAUGUGAGGUUCAUGGCUGUCUUUAGUAAGUGGGUGUGCUAUUUAAUUCAUUACUAUUGAUUCUCUUUUAUAAUUGAAAAUUUAGUUGUGUGGGCCUUUUUAGGUUUUAGGUUCAAAUAGUUGGUUUUUGGUUUACGUUGAUUGUAUUUGUAGACUUGUAGUAAUCAUCUUAAUUAGUUUAUGAUAGCGAUUCAUUUAUUUUUUGGUCA
This is a messenger RNA of Salvia splendens (bonfire salvia), 772 nucleotides long. RefSeq names its product protein MKS1-like. The record is from RefSeq and is a predicted model, not a curated record. Gene Ontology annotation, cellular component: nucleus. The transcript has 2 exons. NCBI's taxonomy places the organism in Eukaryota, Viridiplantae, Streptophyta, Magnoliopsida, Lamiales, Lamiaceae. Bases 49 to 507 code for a protein of 152 amino acids.